Molecule: messenger RNA, 2810 nt
Organism: Pogoniulus pusillus (Red-fronted tinkerbird)
Lineage: Eukaryota; Metazoa; Chordata; Aves; Piciformes; Lybiidae
Gene: IQCK
Product: IQ motif containing K
Exons: 11
Coding region: 88-987 (299 amino acids)
Molecular function (GO): protein binding
Source: RefSeq, a predicted model, not a curated record
GCAGCGCUGCCGCCCUGCUCCUGGCGCCUCACAGCGCUGCGGCUGCUUGGGCAGCUGAGACCAGCUCCCUAGCUUUGUGGGGUCCGAAUGAGCUUCUCCUCGCUUAGAGCUUCGCAGUGCCCUCGGGCAGAGUAUGAAGCAGAGCAGCCUCAAUUUCCAGAUAUUCCUGACUCCAAACAUAGAUCAGUAUCUUUAGAAGCAGGAAUAUUGCAGCCCUUUCAUAUGGACUGGUUUAAUUCAGCCCCUGCAGCUGAUACUGUUGCCCAACAGUCACUUGCUGUACCCCAGGCAGCCCCACUUCCAGAACCACCUGAUCCCAAAACGUGUUCUGCUGGAGAAUACCUAGAGUAUUUCAUAUUCCCAGUGCUCUUACCUGGAAUGGCUGAGCUUCUGCAUCGAGCAAAGAAAGAAAAAUGUUUUGAGAGAAAAAGGACCAAAUUCAUUGCCUGUGAUUUCCUGACAGAAUGGUUAUACAACAAGAACCCAAAGAGGAAAGAUGAGUCAUUCACAGAAUUCUUUGCCAUUCCUUUUGUGAAAGAGUGGCUAAAGGACCAUCCUAGGCCACCAAUUCCCCUCUCUCUCCGGCUGUCAGAAGAAGCAGCAAGCGUAGUCAUUCAGUCCUUCUGGAGAGGUUAUCGGGUCCGCUGUGACAGCGAAAUACAAGAGCUGCGCCAGUGGCAAAAGCAACUGAGAGAGGCCAAAAACAUUACUCAGAUAGUGGAAGAGUUCUGGGCUAAGCAAGAAGCCAAGGCUUCACGACAGAUGGGCUUCCUUCACCUGCUUUCUCCUGAUGCAGCGAGAGAUACCCUCAGCUCAGCGCCGAUACCCACUGCUGGCUGCCAAACGAGGGUGCUGAGGAGCAAACCGGUGGAGCCUUGUUGGCAAAGCAGCAAAACAGAAGCCUUUAACUCUUUGGCUGGGGCAAAGUUUGGAGUAACUUCAGUGGUAGCUCCGCAUCAGGCAGGACUUGGGCUCCUCAGUCGCUAGAACUGAAAUGGCUGGGAAAAGAUGCUGCUUUUGUUCUUGGUUCUAGAAACCUCCCUCUCUCUAGCUCCCCUGUCUUGCUUGCGUUCUUAAGUAAUAGCUUAGAACAUGAAUACUGGCAGCUUGCAGGACUGCUUUGCAUGCCAAGGGACUGCAUCGGUCCUCAAGCCUUGUUCAAAUGAGCCAAAAAAGGGCUUGUGGCAGUUGGUGUCUGCCUCCUGCAACGAGCUCUUGAGAGCAAGACUGGGUGUGGUGGUGUCUCACGUCAGAACCAGCACAUCACUUUUGUCAGGUGCACAGGCCAGCAACGGCACCUCCCACAGUACACAGAUCACCUGUGUGCUCCACCGCCAGCCAACUGCGUGCUCGAGCAAGCUUUCACUCUUGUGUUGCAGAAGGUUGUAAUUAAACACUGCUGUGGCUUUCCCCUCUUGACGACUUUGGACCGCACUGGUGCUGGAAUGCAAAACGUUUGAGUGCCACUAAACACUAAGAGUUGAACUCUGGAAGCAUACCCAAAGUGCUGUGGAAGAGACAGAGGUGUCUGCCUUCUCGCUUUGCCUCCUCAAAUCAAGUGCUCCUGUUCCCUCCAGCAGUCUGCUCUGCCCUCCACCUGCCAGGGAGAUGAAAUCGAAUAACCCCUCUUGAAAAGAGCCAUUUCACCAAGUCACACCCUGAGGAUGUAACCGCUUGAGAAGAGCUUGUGCCCAGAAACUCCAACUGCUGCCCUUGUCACGGCGAGAUUUUGAUAGGCUUCCCGUUCUUAUCGUACUGGUAAACAAGCAUUUUGAUGCAGUGGGAGUUGGCCGGGGAAAUCCACGGGCUGCUUGUUAUGGAAAAGUUAUGGUUUGUGUAGAACUGCACAGGCUGCUUCUGGCACUUAAAGAAGGCUUUCAGCGUGGCGGCUGCCAUCGUGCGAAACCUUUUGCUGAUGAAGCAGUAGAGGAAGAAGUUAAUCGCGGUGUUGAGCAGCGCGAGCAUGUUGGCGACGUCCGAGGCGAUGUGCACCACCCAGCUGUUGUUUAUGGGCGACACGUAGAGGUGAUACAAGAUCAUGAUGACUCUUGGUGCCCAGAGGAUGGCAAAAAUAGAAGUGAUGGUAAACAGAAUGGCUGUCGUCUUGCCCGUGGAGUACCCCCGCAGUCGGAAGUUGCUCUUUCGCCGCAGCUUGUACACGAUGAUGGAAUUCAGGAUAAAGAAGAUGGAGCAGGGCACUAAGUAGACGGUGAAGCAGUGGAUCCAGAUGAGGAUUUGGUGCAUGGAUGUGCUUAUGUAGUCUUCGAUCCAGAUGUUGGGCCACCAGUAGUAGGGGAUGCUGGUCAGAAAGCAGGUGACGUAGACGCUGACGAUGACCUUCCGGGUGCGGGCAGGGUAGGAGACGGUGUGGUACUUGAGCGGGUGGCACACAGCUAUGUACCGGUCGAUGGUCAGCGGCACUGUAAUCCAGAUGGAGGUGUGGAUGGAAGAAAACUCCAGUACCUCUAUUAUUUUGUCCAGCACCUGAGGCAUCUGUUUGUUUAAGAUGAAGUCUUCCAUGAGGAAGUCAACAAAGACGAUGAAGAAGAGGACCAGGAUGUCAGCAGCAGCUAGAGCUAGCAGGUAGUUAUAGGAGGACUUCUGCCGGCGAGCCACGAGCUGGGAAAGGAUGAUGACUGUCAGGAUGUUUGCUGUGGAGACAGAAACACAGGGUUAGGCUACUCAGACAUGACACCAGCCUUUCCCAGCGCCGGCUUGGACCAGUGGCUCCAUUCAAGCUCUUGGCAACAGGACUGCUUUUACUGAGGUCCAGGAAACCUAAAGGAAGACACCAGGCGUGGGUGCCUCAG